AGGGGCAGCUGGAGAAGCCGCCCCCCGAGGAUGUGCCCCGCUGGGACCCCAACAACCCCCUCUGCCCCGGGGCCGCCCGGGCCAACGGCGAGGUGAACCCCCAGUACGAGGGCACCUUCGUCUUCCCAAAUGACUUCCCUGCACUGCAGCCCGAUGCUCCUGAGCCUGGUGACAGCGAUCACCCCUUGUUUCGAGCAGCAGCAGCUCGGGGUGUGUGCAAGGUGAUGUGCUUCCACCCCUGGUCGGACCUGACGCUGCCCCUCAUGUCCCUGGCAGAGAUCCGGGCUGUCAUCGACACGUGGGCAGAGCUGGCGGCUGAGCUGGGUGCCUCCUACCCCUGGGUGCAGAUCUUCGAGAACAAGGGAGCGAUGAUGGGCUGCUCCAACCCGCAUCCGCACUGCCAGGUUUGGGCCAGCAGCUUCCUCCCCAACGAGGCACACCUGGAGGACCGGACCCAGCGGCAGCACCUGAGCCAGCAUGGUGUGCCCAUGCUGCUGGAGUAUGCCGAGCAGGAGGCUCGCCGGAAGGAGCGGUUGGUGGUGGAGAACACAGACUGGCUGGUUGUGGUGCCAUACUGGGCCACUUGGCCCUACCAGACCCUGCUGCUACCCCGCCGUCACGUCUGCCGCCUCCAGGACCUCCACAAGGGCGAGAGGGACAGCCUGGCCUCCAUCAUGCAGAGGCUGCUCAUCAAGUACGACAACCUCUUCGAAGUCUCCUUCCCAUACUCCAUGGGCUGGCAUGGAGCCCCCACGGGCCCCUACCUGGAGGAGGACUGCGGGCACUGGCAGCUCCAUGCCCACUACUAUCCCCCGCUGCUCCGCUCCGCCACUGUCCGCAAGUUCAUGGUUGGCUAUGAGAUGCUGGCGCAGGCGCAGCGGGACCUCACACCUGAGCAGGCGGCUGAGCGCCUGAGGAGCCUCCCCGAGGUGCACUACAAGCGGAGGGCCAAAGAGACAUCGUGAUGGGGAGCAGUGGAGCCGGCCAUUGGUUCUGCUGGCUGUUGUGGUUCCCCUGGUCUCCUUCCCCAUCCCAGGCUGCAUCUUCUCGCCUCUGCAGCGUGCUUGUACCAGCACGAAAGGGCUCGCCCUUUUCCCAGUCCAGUCUUAUUGGUGGGACUGGGAGUGCUUCCUGCCCUGUGGUAGGGCAUAGCUCCGCUGGCCAAUAAAACCU
Messenger RNA from Aptenodytes forsteri (emperor penguin), 1173 nucleotides. RefSeq names its product galactose-1-phosphate uridylyltransferase (gene GALT). Bases 225 to 965 code for a protein of 246 amino acids. The record is from RefSeq and is a predicted model, not a curated record. Lineage: Eukaryota; Metazoa; Chordata; Aves; Sphenisciformes; Spheniscidae. Gene Ontology annotation, biological process: beta-D-galactose catabolic process via UDP-galactose, Leloir pathway. Gene Ontology annotation, cellular component: cytoplasm. The transcript is spliced from 11 exons. Gene Ontology annotation, molecular function: UDP-glucose:hexose-1-phosphate uridylyltransferase activity; zinc ion binding.